Molecule: messenger RNA, 1341 nt
Organism: Ichthyophthirius multifiliis
Lineage: Eukaryota; Ciliophora; Oligohymenophorea; Hymenostomatida
Exons: 2
Molecular function (GO): nucleic acid binding; zinc ion binding
Source: RefSeq, a predicted model, not a curated record
AUGACAAGUUGUGGGUAUGGUGAUAUUAUACCUGCAAAUGGUUUUGAAGCUACUUAUGUAGGAUUUACUAUGUUAUUUACGUGUGGAAUAUUUGCUUAUACUUUUAAUUCUAUUGGAUUAAUUGUAGAAGAUUAUAAUAAAAAAAAUAAAUAAUUAUAGGAUUAUAUGGAUUAAAUCAACAGAUAUUUAUAAAAUAAUAAUGUAAAACCUAAAUUAUAAAUAUAGGCCAUUAAAUAUGUAGAAUAUAAAUAUAAAAGUCAAAAUGAUUUAAGUGUUAAAGAAGAAGAGGAAGUGUUAAAUAAAUUAAGUGAUAAUAUAAGAGAAAAAUUAAUAAUAUAAAAUAAUAUGUAAUUGAUUAGUAAAAUUCCUAUAUUAAAUGAUAAUUUCUCAAAAGCUUUUUUAAAAAAGCUAUCUAUUAAUUUACAUAAAGAAAAAAAUAUAAAUUAGACAGAUGAAAUGUUUAAUUAAACAUAAUUUUAUAUUAUUGAAAAAGGAACUAUUUAACUUUUUAAAUAAUCGAAUAAAUAUCCAAAUAAUAUUUAAAUUAUUUAAGAAUUAUAAAAAGGAAAUAUUUUCGGAGAAUUCGAAUUUUUCAAAAAUUAAUAGAGAAGUGUUUCUGCUAAAGCAUUAGUAUAAUGUAAUUUACUUAGUAUUAGAAAGUGUACAUUUGUGAAAAUUAUUAAAUAGUUUCCUAAUGAUUAUGAGAUAUUUUGUAAAUUAAAAGAUGAAUAUCUUAUCAAUAAUUAGUAAAAAAAUUUUUAUACUAAUUGUUAUUCUUGUGAUAAAUAAGGACAUUUAAUUAUGUAAUGUUAAAAAGUGCAUUAUAUUCCUAAUUAAGAAACUGUUAUACUUAAAAAUUAAUUUUGUUAAGGUUAGUUUACUCGAAAAUAAUAUUAAAGAUAAAAAUAAAAAACUGAAAAAUGCCUAAAAAAUUUAGAAAUUAUAUAAAAAUCUUAAAUUUAAAUUUAAAAGCAAAUAGUUUUAUUUUUAAUUUAAGCUAAAUAAACUAAAUUGAAAACCAUAAAUAAUAUAAUUUAUAGUAAAAAUAUUCUUAAGCAUUUGUUAAAAGUUAUUAAAAAGAAGAAAAUGGGAAACUUGUUGUCAAAUUAAGUAAUUCUAAUAUUGAUGAAUAAUAAUUAUAACAAAAAAACAUACUAAAGAAAAGUUAAGUCGAAAAUAUUUUUUUUUAAAAUAAUAAAAUUAAAAGUAUAAUACAAGAUUAAAUUUUAUAUGAAAAAAAAUAAGAAUAAGAUAUUUGUGAUUCUUAAUAAAUUAUAUCAAUUUAAAAUUUAUAAGAAAAAUAUUUAUAAAUAUAAAAUUAAAAUAUUAAGAGCGAAUUGA